Paramormyrops kingsleyae is the source of this 1693-nucleotide messenger RNA. Lineage: Eukaryota; Metazoa; Chordata; Actinopteri; Osteoglossiformes; Mormyridae. The record is from RefSeq and is a predicted model, not a curated record.
CCUUUUGGUUGCUGUCCGGCGCAGUCAGCUCUCUGGCCUGGAGAGAAUGAGAAUAGUGUAGAGGAAGCCGCAGACGCCCCGCGCUGGUGUCUCCAAGAUUGCAGAGCUCUUACAUCAUGCUGGAUCCGUUCCCCUGUAUCCCUCUGCUGUCUGAGAUGGCGCGAUGUGAGCUGCACCUUUUUAACCAGGGCCCUGCUUUCCUCCCCCCGCCCGCAGCCUUAUGAGCCUCCCGACGACUGGUCUGAACACAUCAGCUCUUCUGGGAAGAAAUACUAUUACAACUGCAAGACCGAGGUCUCCCAGUGGGAGAAGCCCAAAGAGUGGCUGGAGAGAGAGCAGAGACAAAAGGAAGCUACCAAGAUGGCCGUCGUCAACAGUUUCCCCAAGGAUAGGGACUAUAGGCGGGAGGCCAUGCAGGCCACAUCUGCCGGCGGUUUUGGCAGCGCAAGUGAGUACGGACAAAUGAGUGAACUCUCAAUCACCCCUUCUCUCCAUAUACCAUACUUCCCCUCUUUCAGCUUGGUGACUUUUCUGAAAUGAAUAGAGGAAUAGGUUAAUGUUUCAGAAUGUAGCCUGCAGACUUCCUAGACUGUUUGUUUGCGUUGGGGUGGUAGUUGGGUGAAUAACAAGCUAACUAGUUAAUGUCAAGGUUUGUUCUGGGUCUUGGGUUUUGUUUUCUGUUGUAGUAUGAGAAUCUAGGCUUAGGUGGUCUAGAAUUUCCUGGAGUUGAGGGGUGGGUGGUCUCCUGUGUUAUUUUUGUGUAUUUUAUUAUGCCAAUUGCUGUUUCAAUCAGAUGUGCCCCCAGUUAUUUUACUGGUUGUUGCCUUUUAAGCAGCACUCUUAAGCUGGUCACCUUCUCCUGGUUGCUUUGACCAGGUUAAACACAAAAAUUUAUUCCAUGUAAGUGAGAAUUUAACAAGGGUUGCUGUCAUCAGCGUGAGUGUUGCUAUUAGAUCUUAUUAGAUAUAUGGAAAGCCUCUGUUAAAUAAAAGGAACCAAAUUAACAGGUUUAGUGGUGGCAUACAAGUAUAAUGGUUCUGUUCAAACCAGGACUGCACCUUCUAUGAGGUAUUACAAAAUAGAGCUAUGUAAUGGACAGUGACUUGGUUAGGUCAUUGUUGCUCCUAAUUAACGCUGAAUGCCUGAGAGACAUGGUCAUGUGACUGUCCUCUGUGAUGGGGGUACAGCUGUUCUGCUGGCCCUGCGUCUGUCUCAGCCUAUCAGCAGGAGCCUGGCUGUCAUGUGGUUAGCUAUCUCAGUGGACUUUUGGCAGCUCUCACUCAGCUGUUUUGCUUUUAUUUAUGAUGCAUGUCUUUAACAGGCUUUUUGGAUGGGUUUCAUUUUGAGCUAUUUGGCAUAUAGUUAAUGCCCCCCCCCAAUCUGUCACUAUGGGCAGGAUGUUGUACAGUAGCAGUGCUAGUCUCUUCUGUGAUUCUGGUAGUUAGGAAUAUAUUGUAAACUGGGGAAUGCAUUUUAAUUUGUCUUUGUUUGACAUCUGGAUUGCCUGCUGGGGUAACAUGAAACUUCAAAUGGUGGCUCAGGUCAGUCUGUAACACUGCAGAGAAGCAGUCUGCAGUAGAAUAAAGUGAGUGUUAUAGCACAUUUUGAGAGUUGUAUUGCUUCAGGUGGUCUCUGCAGAGCACCAUAGGCCUGAUAAACACGGCAGAUGUUUACUGAAAAUACAUUAUUCAUG